Trichoderma reesei QM6a is the source of this 2588-nucleotide messenger RNA. Its product is annotated as vacuolar sorting protein. The coding region runs from base 1 to 2484 and encodes 827 amino acids. Gene Ontology annotation, cellular component: HOPS complex; lysosomal membrane; endosome. The record is from RefSeq and is a predicted model, not a curated record. The transcript is spliced from 5 exons. Gene Ontology annotation, biological process: intracellular protein transport; endosomal transport; vacuole fusion, non-autophagic. Gene Ontology annotation, molecular function: actin binding. Lineage: Eukaryota; Fungi; Ascomycota; Sordariomycetes; Hypocreales; Hypocreaceae.
AUGGACACGCUUCACGCAAGAGCCGACUGGGAACGCGUGGGCGACAAGUGGUUCCGCAAGACGGAGCAGUAUACCGCCGUCUUCGGCCAGGACCUGGACCUCGAUGGCUUCAUCGUGACGGGCGCGCCAUACGCCGGCGCUCUGGCGCUGUGGCGGGACGACACGAAGCUGCAGGCGCACAAGACGGGCCAGUCAUCGAAGCCUGCCAUCGACAUCUACAGCCUGGCGGGCAAGAAGCUGCGGUCCAUACCCUGGGACAGCGGCCCCAUCAAGGGCCUGGGAUGGUCCGAGGACGAGGCGCUGCUGGUGGUUGCGGCGGACGGCAACGUGCGGUGCUACGACUUGCAGGGCGACUUUAGCCACUUUUCGCUGGGCCAUGGGGCGGAUAACUUUGGGGUUGAGUCGUGCCGGUUCUACGACACCGGAAUGGUGGCCCUGCUGGGGAACAACACACUGGUGACGGUCUCAUCGUAUGCAGAGCCGCGGCCAAAGGCGCUUGCGUCCGUGCCGGCCGGCGAGAUUCACUCGUGGGCCAUCGUCUCGCCCAACCACACCCUGUCGCGCUCUGUCGAGGUUCUGCUCAGCAUGGGGACGACUGUCUAUGUGGUCGAUGCCACUGAUUGCGAGGACAGAUUCCUUGACGUUGGGCCGUUUUCACAUAUUAGCGUUUCGCCAGACGGGCGGUUUGUCAACUUGUAUGGCAUGAACGGCAAGGCGCACGUCAUAUCAAGCAAUUUCCAGGAGAGACUGUUUGAGCACAACUCGAACUCGCACACACCCCCCAAGUAUGUCGAGUGGUGUGGAAGCGAUGCCAUCAUUGCUUGGGAAGACGAGGUUCACAUCAUUGGACCUGGCGAUGAGUCCUCAUCCUACAUCUACGACAGCACCCGGGUGCAUGUUAUCUCUGAACAUGAUGGCGCUCGGCUAAUCACAAACGACUUCUGCGAAUUUCUCGAGAGGGUACCUGAUGACACUCUUCAGGCAUUUGGGGCCGCCUCAGAAUCAUCACCCGCGUCCAUUCUGCUCGAUGCUGUGCGGCAGCUGGAGCUACAAUCUCCCAAAGCAGACGACUACAUUCAACUCAUUCGGCCCAACCUGACUGAAGCUGUCGACACGUGCGUUAAUGCCGCCGGCCGAGAGUUCAACCCACAGUGGCAGAAGCGACUGCUCAAGGCUGCGUCCUUUGGCAAGUCGGUAUUGGACAUUUACAACAGCGACGAGUUUGUGGACAUGUGCGAGACCUUGCGCGUUCUCAAUGCCGUGCGGAGCUACGAGAUUGGGAUGCCGCUGUCAUUUGAGCAGUACCAAAGGUUGACGCCUGAGCGACUCAUCCAACGACUUAUUCAGCGGCACGAAUACUUGCUGGCACUCAAGAUUGCUGGGUACCUGAAAUUGCCGACGGACCGAAUCUAUGUCAGCUGGGCUUCUACAAAAGUCCGCGUUGGUGCUCAAGACGAUGAUACCAUCUGUCGACUGGUCGUCGAGAGGCUCUCCGGCAAGCCCGGAAUAUCCUUUGAAGAGAUUGCACGAGCUGCGUAUCACGAAGGACGAAGCCGCUUGGCCACGGAGCUCUUGAAUCACGAGCCCCGCGGAGGAAGGCAAGUGCCUCUUCUGCUAGACAUGGAGGAAGACGAGCUCGCCCUGGACAAGGCCAUCGAAAGCGGGGACACCGACCUCAUUCUCUUUGUUCUCACGAAGCUCAAAAAGAAACUGCCGUUGGCGUCCUUCUUCCGGGUAAUCAAUGUCCGACCAACGGCAACGGCACUGGUGGAAUCGGCGGCUCAGCGAGAAGGAGACAACACCCUGCUCAAAGACCUGUAUUACCAAGACGAUAGACGAGUUGACGGCGCCAACGUCUUCAUCCGCGAGUCGCUGCGGCAGCCCGAUGCUCGCACUGCGUCGGACAAACUGGCCCUCGCGGCCAAACUCCUCUCCGAGUCCAAGGAGCAUGCAGCGGAAGUCCACGUGCUCAAGGAGACGACGCAGCUCCUUCGCGCACAGGAGGCGCUGGAUCGCGACCUGACGGAUUCCUUCUUGGGAUUGAGUGUCAAUGAGACAAUCUUCAAGCUCAUUCGACUGGGCUAUUACGGAAAAGCCAAGAAGAUUCAGAACGAUUUCAAAGUGCCGGAAAAGGUCGGCUGGUGGAUCAGGCUUCGGGCGCUUGUCGCAAAGCGGGAAUGGGGUGAGAUUGAGGAUAUCGCAAAGGCUAAGAAGAGUCCGAUCGGAUGGGCGCCCUUUUUCAACCUCACGCUGCAGGCGGGCAAUCCGCGCUUGGCGGCAGUGUUUAUACCCAAAUGUACCGGCUUGGAGCCCGGGGAGACGAUUACCAUGUAUGAGAAGUGCGGCAUGCGAGUCAAGGCUGCCGAAGAGGCUGUCAAGUUGAAGGAUGCAGCGGCAUACGAGAGGUUGCUGGAGGCGGCGGGGAGAGAUACGACAGAGGGGAAGGAGAUUGAGAGGGUUGGCGGCGCGGUGUUUAAGAAGUAAAGAGGUGGUGGGACUGCCUCUCUUCUCUUGAUUGCAUUUUCGGAACUCGCUGGGAGCUUGCUGCAUGGGCAUGGCAUGCGUAUAUGACUUUACGACUUGGCGAU